Messenger RNA from Galleria mellonella (greater wax moth), 957 nucleotides. RefSeq lists its product as uncharacterized. The transcript has 5 exons. NCBI's taxonomy places the organism in Eukaryota, Metazoa, Arthropoda, Insecta, Lepidoptera, Pyralidae. The record is from RefSeq and is a predicted model, not a curated record. The coding region runs from base 126 to 743 and encodes 205 amino acids.
CGUUAUUCCUUGAUUCCCGCCUUUUUUUAACACUUACAUAUGUAGUUAAACUAAGGUAGUUAGGUACCUAAUUAACUAAGCUACUUGAUAAGUUAGCAUUAUAGCUCUUUAUGUGAAUAUCAACUAUGGAAAAUUCAGUCAUUUCCACCAUUGGAAAAAUUAAGCUCCAGGAAAUAGAAAAGGAGGCAAAAUUAAAAGAAAUACGCGAAUACGAGACAACUUUAGCGUCUUUAAAUCGGGCGAUCCGCGAAGCCAAUUUGCAAUAUGAAAAAUUUGUAGAAGAAGAAGCGGAACUUCUAAAACGAACAGAUAAUCUUCGAAGUGAGUUAGAGAUAGAAAAAAUUCGCAGAAACGCGUACUCAAUGCAAAUGGAAGCCUGUUUCAAAGAAUUUGAAGAAUUAAGAAACAAAGUAGAUGAAGGUAUUUCUAAAGUUUGGGACCAAAGGUCGUCUCUAUGCAAUGAGGUUCAAAAUGCAUCUGAUAAAUGUGAUGUUUGGACACUGCUUAUAAGGCCUACAUGGACCGACCUAUCGCCGAAACCCAUUAAAAAACCUGAGAAUUCAGUUGAGAAUUCUAUUAUUGAAGAUAAACUGAAAAAGGCACUAGAGAGACGAGAUAAGGCCAUCUCAGAACGUAAGCGUUUGAUGGCGGAGCCGGAUGAAGGGGAAGAAUUUAUAAGAAUUAAAAAUGCACUUCGAUAUUCUUCGGAAAUGGUAGAAAACUUACAGAGACAACAGUCAUAGAAGAUAUUGGAGCGUACAAGUUGAACAUAUUUUUAGGUCUCUCGAACCCCCAUAUUUUUACACAACUAUGUUAGGAAACAUUUCCGCCCACUCAGAAAUUUCAGCAGUAAAGUUGAAAUCAAUGAAAAUGAACCAAUCAAAUUUACAACAAGUGCUGCAGCAAGAAAAACAGCAUUACCCGUUUUCAGAAAGCCUAUAGCAAAUAUGCCUUGGU